Molecule: messenger RNA, 753 nt
Organism: Talaromyces marneffei
Lineage: Eukaryota; Fungi; Ascomycota; Eurotiomycetes; Eurotiales; Trichocomaceae
Exons: 1
Coding region: 1-753 (250 amino acids)
Source: RefSeq, a predicted model, not a curated record
AUGCAUGAUAUGUCCAAUACCAGAUUCAAAAACGGAACUGACCUCGAGAAAUACGUUCGUGACGAAAUUUCCACAACAGCCGUCUGGAAAAUGGACAGUAAUACACGGCGCAUCGGAAACGACGGAGCUCUCACCUUGGUUGAGACUAUGGAGGAGCGUAUGGCCAGAAUGGAGAAGAAACUGACGGAGCAAGCCGAAGAACUGACUGAUCAGAAGAAAAAGACGGCUGAGCAGGCCAAAGAACUUGUUGAUCAGAAGGAAAAGGUAGCCGGUCGGAACAGGCUACUGUGGAAGGUUCGUGUUUCUGAGCUUGAGAGAAUCAUAAAAAAGACCCAUGAUGCAGCCCGCUUUGACCGAAACGAGAUCGUCCAUGGUGCAGACGUGUUGAAUGAUUACCAAGCCCUGGAGUACACAGAUCGGCCGGACAAUCAAGUUCAAUUUGAGACUGCAUCGAAAGGAUUUAAAAAGGCCUAUGGGUUACGGCUGAGCUCUCUCAGUUACGACAAUCUUUCUAAAGCACCGGAAGAGGUUAUUGAUAUCCUAAGUGUUAGAGGGAACUUGACUUUUCUCAACUGGUUCUUAAAUCACAAAAUAGAGGCAGAUAUAAUGGCAGAGCAGUGCGAUUUAGCCGUGCGCAAAUGGCUGAAAUCCAUCCCGACAGAUGGUGUGCCAUAUCCGAAGGAUGCAGUAAAGGCUGACUACGAGCGAGUCAAGGAGCUCUAUGAUGAAGUGAGGGACCGGGAAGCGUGGUGA